CUUAUUCGGAUAGACGGAACCGCAAUGUUAGAGGCUACAGUGAAAAAAGAGAUGGUGCAUCAUGUACCGAUAGAAAUAAUACGGGUGGUAAUGGAAAGCUCAAUGAUCGCAACAGACAACAGCCAAUGCAACAGCAGGAAACACAACAGGAUGACGCAAACGGUCGAAACUUUCACGAGCAGGUUGUUAAACAAGAUGGCCACUACACAACUUGGGGCGACUGGAAGGAAAAAUCUUGGGUGAGGGGUAUGAAUAUUGAACAUGAGAGUAACUCGUCGAACGAUGGGGUGCAGCAGCGGCUUCGAAGAAGGGCGAAAACUUCAUCACAAAAAGGUAAACCGAAGAUGCUGUCAUUGCAAACAGCUAAUGUUAACACACAAACGACGGUUGCAACGACAACGAAUAAGACGACCGGUGCUAUCAAUACCUGCAGCAAAACCGAUACUUUCAGUUCAAUGAACGUACCCAAUCGAGGCGAAAGCGUGGAUUAUAAAGGCAACACUGUCAGUACCAGCAGUAACAAGCAAAUCCAGCCACAGCGGAACCAGCAGACACAAUCUUCAGCUCAGAACCAUGUCACUUUGGCGAUCAGUAAUACGAAUGGUACAAGUUCCGAUAUCUCUACAGCCGCUUAUGUUUUCGGCAAUAGCUCCAAGUCUAGCUUGCGCCGUAUUCCAGCUUCGCGGGGUGUUGAUGAUUCUUCUUGUGGCAGGCACAAACAGGAUCCUACGCCACACCAAUCAACAGUGCAGAGUGAAUCGAUACAAACGGGCGGACAACAAACAACCAAAGCGUCGUUGCAUAGCCUGACUAGUUCCAAAGCAACAAGUGUUGUGGGGACAACAAUGACGUUAAGUACAGCAGAACAAAUUAUCAACAAAGACGAUGCGUUGAUGAACGGUUCGUCCUAAAGGUAGUAUGUAUAUAUAUAAGUAAAAGAAAGAUAUAAAAGUAAUGGAAUACUGUUAAAGAAUAAUGGACAUUUGGAUUAGUUUCGGUAAUAUUGCGUCUUUGAGACAAUUGGUUGAGAAAAAUUUGAUAAGGUAGAACAAUGAAGAGGAGAGUAUUGACUCAUAUUAAUAGUAGUAGUUGGAUAGUAGUUAUAGCUGCUCUUGUGUUUACUGACAUUUUGAAAAAGUACAAGAAAAAUGCAAAGAUCAAAUAAGGUGGAAACAUCCGAAGAAAUAAUGUAUGCAACAACAUUUAAUGUAGCUUUGUGUUGCUAUAAAUUACGAAGUCCACUUUUCAUCGAACAGUCUAGAAAAAAAUUGACAAAACUGAAGUAAACAAAUUCGUUUCAUGCAGUAUUCAUUGGCUUAACAAUUCACCCGAACACAACGGUUUCUGUUUCUGGCCUAGAUAGGACUGCAAAACAUGAUGUUUUGUUAUUUAAAGGCGCAUACGUAAUUCGUGUCUGUGAUGUUCGUCUUUUGAGUUAUUAUAAACAUAAUUGUAUGACGGAAGCAUUGAUAUCAUAUUGGACUGUUAGUUUUCCAGAACGCAACCAUACUUUGGCAUUGACUAUAACGAGAAAUAUUUGUCUUCGAAUACCGUGUUGUGGUUUUCGCUUUACGAAAAAGUUUUUGCGUCAUAUUUUCGUGAUCAUUUCGUAAUUAUUUCUCCACAAAACUCAUGAGACCGAUCCGAGGACACCUUUUGCAAUUAAUAGUUGAGAUAGGAUCCGAAACGAAGAAUGUGUUGAAGGCUAUUGCUAAAAAGAACUUUUUGGACGAAUAGAAAUUCGAACACAUAUGUUUCAUAUUGCAUAAAGUAGGGAUUAUUUUAAUGGUGAUGACAGAAUAUAACACAUCGCUCAAUAAGUCCGUAGGAUAGCUUAUAAAAUAACAAUAUUUUGAUAUAAUUUGUAUUUAUUCAUCAACAUAGUACAGUACAGCCUUUUAAGGCGAUACAGUCAGUCCAACGCUUCUCUAACUUUUCGAUACCAUGUUUGUAGAACGAUUUAUCUUUCCCUUCAAAAUAUGCCUCAGUUUCGGCGAUGACCUCCUCAUUCGAUCCAAAUCUCUUUCCCUGGAGCAUCCUUUUGAGAUCCGAGAACAGCCAAUAAUCGCUGGGGGCCAAAUCUUGCGAGUAUGGUGGAUGGGGCAACAAUUCGAAGUGCAAUUCAUUCAUUUUCACCAUCGUUUUCAUAGACUUGUGACACGGUACAUUCUGUUGAUGAAAGAGAAUUUUUUUCUUCUUCAUGUGCGGUCGUUUUGCGUCGAUUUGAGCCUUCAAUCGUUCCAACAAUGCCAUGUAAUAUUCGCUGUUGAUUGUUUUACCUUUCUCAAGAUAGUCUAUGAACAAUAUACCAUGACUAUCCCAGAAUACGGAGGCCAUAACCUUGCCAGCAGAAGUUUGAGUCUUUGGGCGCUUUGGGCGGCUUUCACCGGCUGGUGUUCACUCAGCCAACUGCCGAUUUGACCCAGGAGUGAAGUGGUAGAUCCAUGUUUCAUCCAUUGUGACGUAGCGACGAAAGAAAUCCUUUUUAUCACGGUUAAAUAAACAUGCCUCAGAAUCAUCGAUUCGUUGUUGUUUUUGGUCCGGUGUUAGCAAACGCGGCACCCAUUUCGAACAAAGCUUCCGCAUACCCAAAUGUUCAUGCAAAAUGGUAAACACACUGCCUUCUGAUAUCUUUACGGCCUCAGCAAUCUCCUUCAAUUUCAAUUUGCGGUCGGAUAAGACGAUUUUGUGGACUUUUUGUAUGUUUCCUUCAGUAACUGCCGAAUUUGGGCGACCGUUCAUUUCGGCGACCGACCAAUUCAGCAUCAUCGGUGUUCGUACGACCACGUUUAAAGUCACCAAACCACUUCUCAACCAUUUGCCUCGAUGGAGCAGAGUCCGAAUAACAUUUUUCAAGCCACUGUUUAGUUUGCACGGUAUUUUUUCCCAUCACAAAGCAAUGCUUAAUGAGCACACGAAAUUCUGAUUUUUCCAUUUUUUUCAAUUUACAAAAGUUGAUUGAAUUGUUCACACUGUAACUUGGUAAAUAAUAGUCCGAAUGUCAUGAAACUUUGACAGAUAUCGUUUGAAGGUUGGUGCUAUCUAAAAAUCAUAAGGAUUCUGUAUUUGUUUCGCCAUCUAUAUGUCAUCCUGCGAACUUAUUGAGCGAUGUGUUAGAAGACUAACAAAGAACUUUUGAGUUAUAAGUGAAUUUUUGAUAUUUUUUGGCCAUAGUAGGAAAUUAUCAUACCCUCGUCGAUAGAGCAGUCGAUAACGUUUGUCAUUGUCUCGCAGCUGACCUGGGUUGGAAUCCUGGGACCCGUUGUCACGUAAACCCGGACAUGGUUUUUAUUCCUGAUUCUGGCGUGACACGGUGGUUGGCGCUGUGCCAGCGAUUGUUGCCGAAGACGAAGAAGAAGAAGAAGAAGAAAAAGAAAAAGGAAAAGAAGAAAAGAAAGAAGGAAUU
Anopheles bellator is the source of this 3406-nucleotide messenger RNA. RefSeq lists its product as uncharacterized. NCBI's taxonomy places the organism in Eukaryota, Metazoa, Arthropoda, Insecta, Diptera, Culicidae. The record is from RefSeq and is a predicted model, not a curated record. The transcript is spliced from 3 exons. The coding region runs from base 126 to 911 and encodes 261 amino acids.